This is a messenger RNA of Myotis daubentonii (Daubenton's bat), 6141 nucleotides long. RefSeq names its product sarcalumenin (gene SRL). Lineage: Eukaryota; Metazoa; Chordata; Mammalia; Chiroptera; Vespertilionidae. Gene Ontology annotation, molecular function: GTP binding. The record is from RefSeq and is a predicted model, not a curated record.
UGCUACCCCCGCCUGUGACCCACAUCAUAUGACCUCAGGGCUGCCGAGGGAGAGACAAGGCCCUGCCUGCUGGGGCCUGGCAGCUGGCACAGCAGCGGCAGAGCAGGCUCCUGUCAGCCUCGCAGGGUCGGUGCUGCUUCCCCAUCACGCCCGCCCAGUUGCCCUAGUGACUGUGUGACCCUUCUCCCCCGCCCUCGCUGCCACCAGCCCUAUAAAUAGAGGCAACGAGCAGCUGGGCUCUCUUGGCAGUCACCAUGAGGGCGCUGGUUCUGCUCUGCUGCUUUGUGGCGUCUCUCCUGCUCCCAGGACAAGCAGAACUGCAAGUUUCUGCUUCGGGUGGCACAGAAGAUGUUGGCAAUUUGUUGGAGAAUCAUUUCUCUGCUGGAGAUGCAAGUCUAGAGGAGAAGGAAAGGGCGCUUUAUGCAGAGGCGGCCCCUCAAGAGAAGAACCUGCUCCUUCACUCCCCAGAUGGCAGGGAGGCUGAGAGCUCGGAGAAGACUGCCACAGGGGCCUCCGCCACUGCCCCCAGCCCAGGCUCUGACCCUGAAGCCAGCCUUUCCAAUGCCUCAGCCUCAGCUCCCCCCGGGGACCCUGUGGAGCUACCAGGAGCAAGCGCCCUCCCUCCAGAAGGGGAAGAGGGGACUGGGGAAGGAGGGAGGCCAGAGCUCAGUGCCAGAGAGGGCUCACCAGAGGAGGCGGGAGGACAGGCUGGGAAUGGCGUGGUCACUGAGGAAGCCAAGGAGGUCCUAGGGGACAGCCCUCCGCAGGGAGCAGCUGCGGGCACUGCAGAGCCUGAAGGCACAGGGGCCUUUCCCGUGGCAGGAGAGACAGCAGGCGAGGGCAUCCCAGGGCCUGAUCAGGGGCCAGAAGGGCCAGAUGGAGUCGUGGACGUGGACACAAAAGCCAGGGAAGGGCCUGAGGACCAGGGGGAGCCCGGCCCAGCUGUAGAGACAGGGGGCACCCAGGAGGACCGCCCCCUGGAGGGCCAGGCGCCAGGGAUGUUGCAGGAGGAUCUGGAAGCUGCGUCCUCUGAGGAAGAGGGUGGUGGCCUCAGCAGAGGCGAGGAAGGAGGAGUUCCAUCCCAAGAAGAAUCAGAAGAGGACAGCGGCUCUGGGGCUAGCUCAGAGGAAGCGGGGGGCACCUCCGAGGAAGCGGGGGAGCCCCAGGAAGCAGCAGGAGCCCCAAGCCCUGGGGACGAGGGGGCCCAGCCGAGCUCGGAGGAACCGAAUCCAGGGCCCGAGGGGGACGAGGCCCCGGAGGCCAAGGCAGAGGAGCCCGUGGAGGGGGCUCAGGAAGAGGCCGAGGAUGUGAGUGAAGAAGCCCCACUGAGGGAUCGCUCCCACAUCGAGAAAACGCUGAUGCUGGUCGAGGACAAGCCGGCGGACGAUUACUCUGCGGUGCUGCAGCGGCUUCGAAAGAUCUACCAUUCGUCCAUCAAGCCCCUGGAGCAGUCUUACAAAUACAAUGAGCUUCGGCAGCACGAGAUCACAGAUGGGGAAAUCACUUCCAAACCAAUGGUGCUGUUCCUGGGACCGUGGAGUGUUGGCAAAUCCACCAUGAUAAACUACCUCCUCGGGUUGGAGGACACUCGCUACCAGCUUUACACAGGUGCUGAGCCUACCACCUCUGAGUUCACGGUCAUCAUGCAUGGGCCCAAGCUAAAAACCAUCGAGGGUAUUGUCAUGGCAGCUGACAGUACCCGGUCCUUCUCACCCCUCGAGAAGUUUGGCCAGAAUUUCCUGGAAAAGCUGAUUGGCAUUGAGGUUCCCCACAAACUUCUAGAGCGGGUCACUUUUGUGGAUACACCAGGCAUCAUUGAGAACCGCAAACAGCAAGAAAGAGGUUACCCCUUCAACGAUGUGUGCCAGUGGUUCAUUGACAGAGCUGACCUCAUCUUUGUCGUCUUUGACCCAACCAAGCUGGAUGUGGGUCUGGAACUGGAGACGCUGUUCCGCCAGCUGAAGGGGCGUGAAUCCCAGAUAAGGAUCAUCCUGAACAAGGCCGACAACCUGGCCACUCAGAUGCUCAUGCGGGUCUACGGGGCUCUCUUCUGGAGCUUGGCCCCGCUCAUCAACGUCACGGAGCCCCCAAGGGUCUACGUCAGCUCCUUUUGGCCGCAAGACUACAAGCCCGAUACCCACCGGGACCUGUUUCUCAAGGAAGAGAUCUCCCUCCUGGAAGACCUGAACCAGGUGAUCGAGAACAGAUUGGAGAACAAGAUUGCCUUCAUCCGCCAGCAUGCCAUCCGGGUUCGCAUCCACGCCCUUUUGGUCGACCGAUACCUGCAGACGUACAAGGACAAAAUGACCUUCUUCAGUGACGGAGAGCUGGUCUUCAAGGACAUUGUGGAAGAUCCUGAUAAAUUCUAUAUCUUCAAGACCAUCCUGGCAAAGACCAACGUCAGCAAAUUCGACCUUCCCAACCGAGAGGCCUAUAAGGACUUCUUCGGGAUCAACCCCAUUUCUAGUUUCAAGCUCCUGUCCCAGCAGUGCUCCUACAUGGGGGGCUGCUUUCUGGAGAAGAUUGAGCGGGCCAUCACCCACGAGCUCCCCGGCCUCCUGGGAAGCCUGGGGCUGGGGAAGAAUCCAGGUGCUCUCAACUGUGACAAAACAGGGUGUGCUGAAACCCCAAAGAAUCGCUAUAAGAAACACUAGGUUGUGGUGUGGCCAGUCUCGGGUUCCUGUUGGUGAAUGAGCUUGUGUUCUAACUGUCUGAGAAGUCCUGGUUUAUUAGCCCUUUGAGCCACACUGGCACAGAAUCAUCACACAUUGGAGAUUGGGGAGUUCAUUGAGGCCAGUGGUGGGGGAAGGUGUGGGUCGAGGGAGGAGAGUGGAAACUGUGAAUUAUAGUUUGCUUGUCUCAUUGCUUCAAUUAGGAGGCCUGAUUGAGGCAAGUCAGGCCAUACCUGCUUUUCCUGGGUCCUAUCUGGGAGGGACAGAGAGCAGCUAAAUUCUAGGGUAUACUGAAUUGAUGAGCAUUAAAUAAGCUAAAAGCAGCUGAAGUUCCUUUCCCCCCUGUAAGCUGGGAAAAGAGAAGACAUGAGUCAGUGGGACUGUCCUGGUCCUUUGUGGCUGCCUUCCACACAGUCUUCUGUGUCCCCCCGCCAGUGCUCAGCUGUCUCUUAAACUUUGGUUGACUUCACUAGGGGAUACUCUCCUGGGCCUGAAUUAACCUGGGUUUUGAGCCCACCCCCAGGCUCUCUUCCCUGUUCCCUCCAGGGUUGGGAGGGAUGGUUUAGGGUACCCGAACACUAAGAGAGAACAAGAGUUCCCAGGCUAAGAGAAGCAUCUGCCUCCCCCACGCCAUCUCUCUGACGUGGUGUUCUAAGCCAGCUGGGAAGCUGAGUCCCUUUAUUGGCCCAAGAGAAGGGCCAGUGUUCUAUGCAUUCAGGUAAUUCACUGGAAGUGACUUCAGUGAAAGUACAGCUCAGAGGGUUAAUUGGUUUGCAGUGUGUCUUUGUUUAUUGCAUGUCUUGGAAAACUUGGACCCUAAAGUCUUUGGGUUUCAGAGGGGACAAUGGAGACCUAGCUCCUUUUCGUUGGGGACUUCUCUGGGCAGCCCGCCUCUUCCAAAUUUAAGAGGAGGCUGUUUCCACAACUUCUCUGUGGAGACACUCUGCAGAAGGGUCGUUCCUUCCUGAUUUUCAUCGCCAUGGCUUUCCCUUUCCCUUCUUCUCAUUCCCUGAUGUGCUAACACUCAAAACUUACAGGAGUCAGAACCAGCACCAGUCAUCAAUGUCAGUGGCAACUAAGGCUCAACCUUCAGUUUUCCACCUGAACUUGAUGCUGAUUCCCACCGGACAUACCGCAGGAAAGCCUGGGCCUUCAGACACCAAUAAGUGUGGAUAUGUGUGUAUUAUGUUGUCCAAGAGAGAUUAGGGAGAUAACAGAUGCCAGAGGGCAUAGCGAAAGACCUUGUGAGAGUUCUGCCUGGCUGGUGUGCCACCCAGAAGGGCAGCGAGGGACUGAGGAUGGGGGAAGGACCCUGGAGGGAAGGAGCCAUUUGACAAAAGGCGGGUAAGGGAACAGUCUGUGCAAAUCCUGGAGACUGGGCCCAGGGCUGCCUGAGGGGCUCCUGCCGAGUGAGCCAGCCUCUCUUGGGAGCUUUGCCAGGAGGCAUGGGUCAGGACCCGCCAGCACCAGGAAGUCAUCCUGGAGCAGAAGGAAAGUGAAGAUGAAGGCAGAGGGAGCAGAGCGGCACUGAGGAUCGGCAGUGGAAGUGAACUGGCAAUCAAACCAUGCGGAGAACUGCAACUUCGGAAUUCCUGUUUCUCAGAAUUAGUAGCGCUCUGGUGCGGCUGCAACAGAGGCUGCUUCCUUUGGCUUCGUGGAGGACCUGGAACCUCCCUCAAGAAAGCCAGAGGCCCCACAGCCUUCAGGACAUUGUUUCUAAGGACAGAGCCAACCAGAGAAGAAAAAGGAUCGCCUAGGGGUGUCCAAGGAGCCUGGUGACAGGGCCUAUGAGCUGCUUUUCUUCUCACCAAGAACCAACGCUUGCCUCAUCUCUCUGUCAUUUACCCUCUCGAGAGUCUGCCCUCCCACCUUGCUCCUUAAUGCCCCUAAGGCACUGGAGCUCCUCGUGGCAUAUCUGUGCUUCUCAGUGCAGUAGGGGAAAUAAAAUAUGCAGAAUUGUAUGGGCAUUGUCACAGCUACUACCACCAUUGCUUUGGGGGAAGAAGGUGGAAUGAGGCUGAUACAUUCAUACAAUAUUUAUAUUUUCAGGGUGGUGACAUUGCCAGUGUGACCCCCCCCCUUUCUUUUCUCCAUCCAUUUUUCUUUUCUUAUUCCUAAUCCUAUGCUCACUCCUUGACUUACCUUUUCUCUAACUGCCCGCAGGCUUGUCUAUCAGUCAGCUUGGACUUUAAGAGCUAUUUUGUGCCUCACUCUAUGGAGGUGGAUUUUAAGCAGAAUUCUGACUUUUAUGGUGGGGGUAUAGGGGGGUGGGUUGAAGGCUGGGGGGCAUUUAGGAUCCAGAGAUCCCUCAAGAGGAGUAUUUGUGCCUGAAUAGUAGCUGUUUCUCUCCAAAGUGGAACCUUUCCAGUGUUCUUUCCAUUCUGAUUUCAUCAGGUAGAAAGUCUCAAUAAAGUUCCAAUCUCUCUUUAACACAUUGUACUUUGAUUGUAUCCAACCAGUUCAAUCUCUUUAUCUUCCGUUAAAUCUAGUAGAGUGUACUAAUUUUCAUUAAGACUGUUUUUUAGAGUUUUAGGUUCACAGCAAAAUUGAGAGUAAGGCAAGAGAUUUCCUAUACACUCCUCCCCCCAACAUGCAUAGCUUCCUUCACUAUCAACACCCCCCCAGAGUAAUACAUUUGUUACAAUUGAUGAACCUACACUGACCCGUCAUAGUCACCCAAAGUUCAUAGCUUACAUUAGGGUUCACUCUUGGUGUUGUAUGUUCUGUGGGUUUGGACAAAUGUUUAAUGACAUGUACCCACCAUUAUAGUGUCAUACAGAAUAGUUUCACUGUCCUGAAAAAUCCAUGUGCUACACCUAUUCAUUCCUCCUGUCUGCUCUCAUUCCCAUGUACCAAUUUUUAAAUCUUGGGAAUAGGUUGAAAAUUUAUAAUUGCAUCUCCUUACCCCUCCCUGUCUUCUUUUCAAGCUUCCUUCUUCUAGCCUCCCAGUGUCAAAGAUGACCUGUUCCCUCAGUUGGCUAUGAAACUAAGGCCUGCUGUAGUAUAAUGGUAAACUUGAAGAAACACUUCCCUGAAAUUGUCAUUCUCCCUGCUUCUGUGGCAGUCCCAUUAAUAGGAGUUAUUGAAAACUAACCCAGUCUCUCACAGAGGCAUUUGAUCCACGCCCUCAGGCACACAGCUGCCCACUUGGUGCCUGAAGGCUCUGGUGGAAGGAGCAGAAAGGUCUGCCCUGAAUGUAAGGAUGGCAUCUCCCUUGGCUUCUACAGGAAGUGGUGGCCCCAUAGCAUAGCCUGGGCCUCCUGCCUAUUCUUGUCUUUAAAGAAACCUGAGCCCUAACCGGUUUGGCUCAGUGGAUAGAGAAUCCGCCUGUGGACUGAAGGGUCCCGGGUUCAAUUCCGGUCAAGGGCAUGUACCUUGGUUGCGGGCACAACCCCAGUGGGGAGUGUGCAGGAGGUAGCUGAUCAAUGUUUCUCUCUCAUCGAUGUUUCUAACUCUCUAUUCCUCUCCU